This is a messenger RNA of Adineta ricciae, 921 nucleotides long. The record is from the annotation of a GenBank genome assembly. NCBI's taxonomy places the organism in Eukaryota, Metazoa, Rotifera, Eurotatoria, Adinetida, Adinetidae.
AUGGGUUCGUCUUCCUCGAAUUUAGCGGAUCAAAAGGAGUUAUUAUACUCUAUAGCAGAUCAGAGAUGUUACAUUAACUAUUCUCCAAAGAAAACUGUUUAUGAAUGGCAUUUGUUAGUUGAUGAAAGUUCUUAUGCAUUGGAAAAAGCUAAAAGACUUCGUUCACAAUAUGAGUUAUUGUAUAAACCAAGACAUCGAUUAAUUGAAUUCCUUCGACAGUCAAAUACGAUAAUAAAAGAUUCAGUUGAUGCAUUUCUAAAAGGUUAUCUCAACGAGUUUGUUGAUGAAACAGUUGGUGAUGACUUGAGAAUUGCUAGUGAAAACAAUGAACCAGCAUCUGUGCUUCGAGCUUAUUCUCGUUCACAAUCAUUCACCAAAAAAAUCCACAGUGAUAUGGCGAAAAAUACGUAUCAUCAAUUUACACUUUAUUGCACACCACUUAAUUGUAAUAUUUUAGCACGGACACAUGACAGUAUUCAGGCUUUUAUUACUAUUUUAUUUCAUCCAAAAUUAGAUUGUUACCUAUGUAAAAAAGAUAUCAUUGUGUAUCGAGGAGCUGUUGUUGAUGAUGAACGUGUGUUGGAAGGAUAUGAAAAAAAUUCCAUAAUUAUAUCAACGACAUUUCUAUCGACUUCGACUGAUCCGCAUGUUGCUGGUAUGUUUGGUGGGUGCGAUACCGACGCUUCAAUAUCGAAUAAUAUAUUGCUUUUGUGCACAUACAAACUUCAUAAUAAUGGAAGAACAUCUCUAAGAAUGGAAAGCGAAUCAAAUUUUGAAGAUGAAAAGGAAAUAUUAAUCUUUCCGUAUAUUCCAUUUCAAAUUAUUUCCAUUAAAAGAACUCAAAUCGGACCGAGCAAUAGGCAAAAAGUCGAAGUGGAGUUUGAAGAGAUCAGUGUUGAUAAAAUUGAUCAUCAAAAAUAA